AUGAGAACGCAACUCGCUAGUGUGGCUCGCGGGCUACUGCGUCAGCCUCCUGUCAGUGCUCCUGCAAGAACCUUCUGCUCCGCAUCUGCACCCGCUCUGAGCUCGCGAAGCCGAACCUGGGCCAAGCAGCAGCCAGUGGCACGAACCAGUCUCAAGGACCUGCAUCCAUUUCCCGAGUCGAUGCGUGAGCAACUCGAGAACGCUGAUGCACCGCAAGAGCCCUACACUGCAACCGGAAACUCCAACGACCCAGCUGUUCAUUCGAGUCGACCCGCAUCUCAACCUGCCGAGGUCGAUGUCAAACCGAGUGUCGCUGCUCCGGGCAUCGUCAAGGGAUCAUCCAGCAAUGGUUCGCCUUCAAGCUCAUCCAAUGGACCAUUGUCGUCUUCGGCUGCCACAUCAGCACCUUCAAGUAACGUUUCAGAGGAAUGGGGCACCAGCUUUGCAGGCCUGGGCGAAUGCUCUUUCAGCAAAGAGGCUGCGGAAGUACUCAUGGCACCCGUCAACGAGGCUGAUGUAGAGAUCAAGCCUGAUGGGCUCAUUUACCUGCCAGAGAUCAAGUAUCGCCGUAUCUUGAACAGAGCUUUCGGACCUGGUGGCUGGGGUAUGGCACCGCGAAGCGAGACCAACGUCGGUCAAGGCAUUGUGAGCCGUGAAUGGGUGCUCAUCUGCCGAGGACGCUUCGUGGCUACUGCACGAGGCGAGCAAGAGUUUUACAAGCCAUCCGGUGUUCCAACAGCAUCUGAGGGAGCCAAGUCGAAUGCAUUGAUGCGAUGCUGCAAGGACUUGGGUAUCUCAUCCGAGCUUUGGGAUCCUCGCUUCAUUCGACAGUUCCGUAAGAAGUACUGUGUUGAGGUUUGGGCUCAAGACACCGCGGGCAAGAAGAAGAAGCUCUGGCGACGUAAGGAUGACCCUCCCUUCGAAUACCCCUGGAAGGAGACUGGUAUGGCUUGA
Molecule: messenger RNA, 954 nt
Organism: Ustilago hordei
Lineage: Eukaryota; Fungi; Basidiomycota; Ustilaginomycetes; Ustilaginales; Ustilaginaceae
Product: putative MGM101 - mitochondrial genome maintenance protein
Exons: 1
Coding region: 1-954 (317 amino acids)
Biological process (GO): interstrand cross-link repair; recombinational repair
Cellular component (GO): mitochondrial nucleoid; mitochondrial chromosome
Molecular function (GO): single-stranded DNA binding
Source: RefSeq, a predicted model, not a curated record